Messenger RNA from Castor canadensis (American beaver), 5927 nucleotides. NCBI's taxonomy places the organism in Eukaryota, Metazoa, Chordata, Mammalia, Rodentia, Castoridae. The record is from RefSeq and is a predicted model, not a curated record.
AUGGAGCACUGUAGUCACUCUGUACAAAGCAACCGCCACCACCACAAAGGCUCACUGGCACUCUUCUGCAUUAACCAGCAUCAAAGAAGAAUGGGAAGUUUCAGAUACGUUGGCAGAUGUCUGAGCUUGAACAAGACAAUGGAGAAAUGGGGUUGCAGAAAGACUGAUGAGAAAGGUAGAAGAUCUUUCCAGUUGGAGGACUCUCCAGACUGUAGUAGAGACUUUUUGGAGGUCCGUGAAGGAAAUGCCACAGGUCACUUGGUGGGACGAUAUUGUGGAAACGCUGUCCCUCACAACUACUCAUCCGUGGUUGGGCAUAUUCUGUGGGUCAGAUUUGUCUCUGAUGGCUCAAGCAGUGGCACAGGCUUCCAGGCUGAAUUUACUAAGAUAUUUGGCAAUGAUAAUAUUGUGGGAACUCAUGGGAAAAUCGCCUCUCCCUUUUGGCCCGGAAAUUAUCCCCAUCACUCCAAUUACAAAUGGACAGUGAAUGUGAACAUGUCUCAAGUUAUCCAUGGUAGAAUCUUGGAGAUGGACAUCGAAACAACACAGAACUGCUACUAUGACAGAUUACGGAUUUAUGAUGGUAUUGACAUUCAUUCCCGCCUAAUCGGAACUUACUGUGGUACCCAGACAGAAUCUUUUAGCUCCAGCAGAAAUUCUUUGACAUUUCAGUUUUCUUCUGACUCUUCAGUGUCAGGGAGGGGAUUCCUUUUGGAGUGGUUUGCAAUAGAUGUUCCCGGUGACUCUUCACCUACCAUUGCUACAGGUGCUUGUGGUGGGUACCUGACAACAGGAGAUCUGCCCAUCUUUCUUUUCUCCCCGGGCUGGCCUGAGAACUACUACAAUGCCGUUGACUGUACAUGGCUUAUCUACGCUCCUGACUCUACGGUGGAACUCAACAUCCUCUCGUUGGACAUUGAACCUCACCGAACAUGUGCAUAUGAUAGGCUUAUGAUAAGAGAUGGAGACAAUAGCAGGGCCCAGCAGCUAGCUGUGCUCUGUGGCAGAGAGAUCCCCGGGCCCAUCCGGUCCACUGGAGAAUACAUGUUUAUCCGCUUCACCUCUGACCUCAGCGUCGUGGGAGCAGGUUUCAAUGCCUCCUUUCACAAGAGCUGUGGUGGAUAUUUGCAUGCAGACAGAGGGAUUAUCACAUCCCCCAAGUACCCAGAGACCUACCCUCCCAACCUCAGCUGCUCUUGGCAUGUCCUGGCCCAGACUGGUCUGUCUAUUGCCGUCCAUUUUGAACAGCCCUUCCAGAUUCCAAAUGAAGAUUCUUCUUGCAACCAUGGGGAUCACUUGGUGCUAAAAAAUGGACCAGAUAUCUCAUCUCCACCCUUGGGGCCCCAGGGAGGAAAUGGUCAUUUUUGUGGCAGUCGACCUUCAUCAACUCUGUUCACAUCAGACAAUCAAAUGUUUGUUCAGUUUAUUUCUGACAAUAACAAUAAUGGAGGGCAAGGAUUUAAGAUCACAUAUGAGGCAAAGAGUUUAGCCUGUGGGGGAAAUGUCUACAUCCAUGAUGCUGAUUCUACUGGAUACGUUACCUCUCCCAACUAUCCUGCCAGUUAUCCCCAGCACAUCGAUUGCAUUUGGAUCAUAGCAGCCCCUCCAGGAAAGAGCAUAAGGCUGCAAUUUGAAGAUCAAUUCGAUAUUGAAGAAACACCCAACUGUACUUCGAGUUACCUUGAGUUGCGGGAUGGAGUUGAUUCAAACGCACCAGUGCUUUCCAAAUUUUGUGGGAUAUCUUUACCCAAUAGUCAGUUGUCCUCAAGAGAGGUGAUGUAUUUGAGAUUCCAGUCUGGCAGCAGCACCACCCACGUGGGAUUCAAGGCCAAAUAUUCCAUAGCCCAGUGUGGAGGAACAGUAACAGGGCAGAGUGGAGUCAUUGAAAGUGUUGGAUACCCAACCCUGCCGUAUCCAAACAAUUUAUUUUGCCAGUGGCAGCUCCAGGGCCUCUCAGAACACUAUCUCACCAUCCAUUUUGAAGAUCUGGACCUUCAGAAUUCUGCUAGCUGUGAAAAAGACUUUGUGGAGAUCUGGGAAAACCUUACCUCUGGAAGUCUUUUGGGAAGAUUCUGUGGAAACAGCAUUCCUGACCUGAUAGACACUACUAGCAAUGUCGCCACAGUCAGAUUUGUCACAGAUGGCUCUCUAACUGCUUCAGGAUUUAGACUGCAAUUUCAAUCCAGCAUGGAAGCAUGUGGUGGAGAUUUACAGUUGUCCACUGGAACAUUUACGUCUCCCAACUACCCGAAUCCAAACCCACAUGGCUGGUUCUGCGAAUGGAGGAUCACUGUACCAGAAGGAAAGAAGAUCAUCCUAACUUUUAACGACCUCAGGCUAGAAGCUCACCCAUUCUGUGACAAUGAGCAUGUGAUUAUAUUCAAUGGCAUUAGAAGUAACUCACCUCAGCUAGAGAAGCUGUGUAGCAAUGUGAAUGCAAAUAAUGAGAUAAGAUCUUCAGGAAACACAAUGAAGGUUGUGUUUUUCACGGAUGGGUCCCGGCCUUAUGGAGGCUUCAUGGCUUCUUACACAUCCAGUGAAGAUGCAGUGUGCGGAGGGGCUCUCUCAAAUGUUCCUAGAGGAAACUUUACUUCACCUGGUUAUGGUAGAGUUAGGAGUUACUCAAAAAACCUCAACUGUGAAUGGACUCUCAGCAAUCCAAACCAGGGAAAUUCAUCUAUUUACAUUCAUUUUGUGGAUUUUUCCCUCGAAAGCCAUCAAGACUGUCAAUUUGAUGCCCUUGAGUUUCGAGUGGGUGAUGCUGAUGGCCUCCUGAUAGGCAGAUUUUGUGGUCCUUUAAGUCCUCAUGUGCCACUGGUUAUACCUUAUCCUCAGGUGUGGGUACACUUUGUCACCAAUGAGCUUGUAGAGCAUUCUGGCUUCCACGCACAGUACUCCUUUACAGGUUGUGGCGGAAUACAGACAGGUGAGAGUGGAGUGAUCACAAGCCCCAACUACCCAGCUGCUUACAACAGCUCCGCACACUGUUCUUGGUUGUUGGAAGCCCCACAGGGACACACCAUCACUCUUACAUUUAGUGACUUUGAUAUUGAAACCCAUGUAUCUUGUGAUUGGGACUCCGUCACUGUCAGGAAUGGUGGCUCCCCUACAUCACCCAUCAUAGGACAGUACUGUGGACAGUUGAGUCCGGGAACAAUACACUCUGGUUCCAACCAGCUGGUGGUGAUUUUUAACUCAGAUCAAACAGUGCAACAUGGUGGAUUUUAUGCUACAUGGAGCACACAAACGUUAGGUUGUGGUGGAAUAUUUCAUUCAGAUAAUGGUACACUCAGAUCACCCCACUGGCCUCAGAAUUUUCCCCAAAAUAGCAGAUGUUCCUGGACAGCCAUUACUCAUGAAGGUAAACACUGGGAGAUCAGCUUUAACAGCAACUUCCGAAUCCCCAGUGGUGAUGGAGAGUGUCAAAACAGCUUCCUGAAGGUAUGGACAGGAACUGAGGAAACCAACAACGCCCCGUUAGCCCAGGUGUGUGGGAAUGAGGCUCCUAGUCCCAUCGUUACCCCAAGAAACGAAUUCACAGCUGUCUUCCAGUCUCAGGAGAUGCCAGCCCAGGGCUUCUUUGCAUCCUUUGUAAGCCGCUGUGGACGUAACUACACUGACCCUACAGGGGACAUCAUCUCUCCAAACUUCCCAAGGCAGUAUGACAACAAUAUGAAUUGCAUCUACACCAUAGAAGCCGACAAUCAGUCUCUGGUCCUCUUGACGACCGUGGCUUUCCAUUUGGAAGCUCGCUCAGCCAUCACCGGAAGCUGUGAAAAUGAUGGCGUGCACAUUAUCAGAGGUCACAGUCCCUCAUCCACACCUGUUGCUACCGUGUGUGGUGAUGAGACCUUAGCUCCUAUGACCCUGACUGGUCCAGUGUUACUUAACUUCUACUCCAAUGCACACAUCACAGACCUUGGGUUCAAGUUUUCCUACAGCAUAAUCCCGUGCGGCGGUACAUACAACUACUCCACCGGGACCAUCAGGAGCCCUUCCUACUCAAUCAGCAACUACCCCAACAACAUCUUCUGUGUGUACACCAUCACCGUGAGAGAGAACAGAGUGAUUCUACUCAAGUUCAGUGAUUUUGAUGUGGAUCCCUCUGCCUUCUGUGCUCAAGACUACCUGGCAAUUUAUGAUGGUUCUACCACCAGAGAUCCAUCUCUUGGCAAAUUCUGUGGUUCCAAGCUUCCGCCAAAUAUUAAAAGCACCAAUAAUAGCAUAACCUUACUGUUCAAGACAGACGCUUAUCAUACAGCAAGAGGUUGGAAGGUAAUUUUCCAACAGACAUUAGGACCUCAGCAUGGAUGUGGUGGCUAUCUGACAGGUUCCCCCGAUAGCUUUGUCUCUCCUGAUUCUGAUUCAGAUGGAAGAUAUGACAAGGGUUUGAAUUGCAUAUGGUUCAUAAUUGCACCUGAAAACAAAUUAAUUAAACUCACCUUCAAUACAUUUGCUUUGGAGUCAAGAGCUAUUUCACAAAGAUGCACUUAUGAUUAUGUAAAGAUAUUUGAUGGGAGGAGUGAAUAUGCUGACUUGGCUGGAACAUUUUGUGAUUCCACUGUACCUGCUCCUUUUAUCUCUUCUGGUAACUCCCUGACAGUUCAAUUCAUCAGUGACCUGACUUUAGAAAGAGAAGGAUUUAAUGUUACAUAUACCUUUGUGGACAUGCCUUGUGGUGGAACUUACAAUGCAAUGCGGACCCCACAAAAUAUCUCAUCACCCCAUUUGUCAAACCCCAGCCUCCCAUUUUCUACUUGUACUUGGGUCAUUGAGGCACCACUCCAUCAUCAGGUCAAGAUAAGUGUGUGGGCAUUACAGCUGCACUCGCAAGACUGUGCACAGAACUACUUAGAGUUUCAGGACUCACCAGAGAGUAAUGGAAACUCAAGACUUCAGUUCUGUGGCACAAAUGUUUCAGCAGUGCCAGUGUUUUAUUCUUCAAUGAGCACUGUAAUUGUUGUUUUCAAAGCUGAAGUUUUAAACAGAAACUCUGAAGUGAGUUUUGCCUAUCAGAUUGCAGAUUGCAACAGACAAUAUAACGAGUCAUUUGGGAAUCUGAAGAGUCCAGGAUGGCCGGAUAACUAUAAUAAUGACCUGGAUUGUACUGUUGUCCUCACAGCCCCACCCAGCCACUCCAUUUCCCUCUUUUUUCAUUCCUUUGCCUUAGAAGACUCAAGUGACUGCUCACAUGAUUUCUUGGAGGUAAGAAAUGGAAGUGACAGCAGCUCACCACUGCUUGGCAAGUAUUGUGGGACUUUGCUGCCAAAUCCUAUUUUCUCUCAAAAUAAUGAACUACACCUGCAAUUUAAAAGCAACAGUGCCAUUUCUAAUCAUGGAUAUGAAAUCGUCUGGACCUCAUCGCCCUCUGGCUGCGGUGGGACUCUUUAUGGGGACAGUGGCUCAUUCACCAGCCCUGGCUAUCCUGACACCUACCCAAACAACACUCACUGCGAAUGGGUCAUCACAGCUCCUGCUGGAAGGAUUGUCACCGUCAGCUUUUUCUUUAUUAGCAUCGACGAUCCUGGAACCUGUAUCCACAACUACCUCAUACUCUAUAAUGGACCAGACGCCAACUCUCCCCCUUUUGGGCCAUACUGCGGAGGAGACACUAGCAUAGCUCCCUUUGUGGCUUCCUCAAAUCAGGUCUUCAUAAAAUUUCAUGCCGAGUACGCAGUCCGCCCAUCCGCAUUCCAGUUAAGGUGGCACAGCUAAGAAGGAAAAGCCAUGAGUCGACUGGGCACAUUGGCUCCAUUGUGGGGCCAUCAGACAUCACACUGGACAGAACUCAGCUACCCUUAUCCUGGACCCCUGCCUGUGCCACUCAGCACAAGCUGGCUUUCUUGGUUUUCACUGAGUGUAUGGAAUCAGUAUUUGUGCAUUUAUUUUUUUGAAUGCAGAGUGUAAUUUCUUUAGUCUUGGCUGUA